CGCUCGGCGGGACCCGCUCGGCCAGGGCUGCCGCCUCCCGCCGGGCCGGCCGGGUGCGCGCGGGGCCGGCCGGGAGCGGCAGGCGCGGGCGCGCCGCGGGGCACGCUGGGAAGUGGAGUCUCCCAGCGACAGGGCCCACUGUGCCGUCAGCGCCGGGGAACAAACGUCUCCGGGAAGCUGCAGCUGAAGGAGUAUCAGCAGAAGAAGACCCCUGGAGCAGCUGCAGGAAGUAAGGAAAACCGCAAAACUAAAGGAGAUGGUCGACCUGAGACUCCCCCGGGCGAUGACCAGCAGCCUCCAGAGAACAUUCAGAACGUUCUUAAGGUGCCGGUGUCAGACCUGAAGCACUCCAAUGGGGUAGCCAUACCCUCAUUGGACAGGAGGAAGAAAGAGCAGAGCCAGGAGGCAGUGGAUCAGCUGGAGAAGGAAAAGGAGGAGUUGGAAAAUACAUUUUCUGAAGAGCAAGCCGCGCUGAGGGAACAGCUACAGGUUCGUAACAAGACUAUUGGAAUUCUAUCUUCUGAGGAGUCUGAGUUGCAGGCGGCCCUUGCACAUACUCAGGAGGCUGCACGGAAGAAAUCAGGAGAAGCCAAGAGCUUUGCUGCUCAUUUACAUUCAUCUCGCCAGAGGGUAGUGGAGCUGGAACGUACUUUGGCCUCCAUCUCUCUGCAGCAGAAACAGGCAGAGACGCAUAACGAAGAGUUAAUGAAGGAGCUAGAAGACCUGAAACUGGAGCUGUACAAACAAAGCAAAAGCAGUGAGGAAAUAAAGCAGCAGAAUGCAGAGCUGUCACAGAAGAUUCGCUGCCUGUCUUCCAAGAUCUCAGCUAAGGAUUUGCAUAUGGACAAUUUGCAUCAGAAACUGGACAUGGCUGAACGGAGGAUCCAACAGGUUCGUAACAAGACUAUUGGAAUUCUAUCUUCUGAGGAGUCUGAGUUGCAGGCGGCCCUUGCACAUACUCAGGAGGCUGCACGGAAGAAAUCAGGAGAAGCCAAGAGCUUUGCUGCUCAUUUACAUUCAUCUCGCCAGAGGGUAGUGGAGCUGGAACGUACUUUGGCCUCCAUCUCUCUGCAGCAGAAACAGGCAGAGAAGCAUAACGAAGAGUUAAUGAAGGAGCUAGAAGACCUGAAACUGGAGCUGUACAAACAAAGCAAAAGCAGUGAGGAAAUAAAGCAGCAGAAUGCAGAGCUGUCACAGAAGAUUCGCUGCCUGUCUUCCAAGAUCUCAGCUAAGGAUUUGCAUAUGGACAAUUUGCAUCAGAAACUGGAAAUGGCUGAACGGAGGAUCCAACAGGUUCGUAACAAGACUAUUGGAAUUCUAUCUUCUGAGGAGUCUGAGUUGCAGGCGGCCCUUGCACAUACUCAGGAGGCUGCACGGAAGAAAUCAGGAGAAGCCAAGAGCUUUGCUGCUCAUUUACAUUCAUCUCGCCAGAGGGUAGUGGAGCUGGAACGUACUUUGGCCUCCAUCUCUCUGCAGCAGAAACAGGCAGAGAAGGUAAGAGUCACCUCUGCUUACGCUUCACCAGCAGCUCUGCCUUUGGCUAUUUGCUUGUCAGUACACUAAUGCAAAGUCUGUAGUCCCUGCUCGGAGAAGGGGCAGAAAUUAACAUUCUGAAUUGUUAAUUAACCUUGUAAAGCCCUGUGUUCUCCACGGUCAAGGCAAAGUUCAUUCAGGUUUCUGUGACCACUAAUCAUAUGGUCCAGUUGCUGUCUUCAGAUCCGGCACCUUACUUCAUUAGUCUUGCCAGCUCCACGCAACAGGAGCGCCACCGAGACCUUGUCUCAGGAGGGUCUCCAUCAGGCAGACACUUCAGUAUCGAUAUUCAUCCAGAAGUCUGCAGAAAGGACCUCACGUUCAGUUAGUAGCAUCGCGUUUGAAAAGGCUGAGCAGAUUUAUUCCUGGCAAAUUCAGGAGGUUGU
Falco peregrinus (peregrine falcon) is the source of this 1919-nucleotide messenger RNA. Its product is annotated as golgin subfamily A member 2-like. Gene Ontology annotation, biological process: Golgi organization. The record is from RefSeq and is a predicted model, not a curated record. Lineage: Eukaryota; Metazoa; Chordata; Aves; Falconiformes; Falconidae. Gene Ontology annotation, cellular component: Golgi apparatus; Golgi cisterna membrane; Golgi cis cisterna. The coding region runs from base 706 to 1563 and encodes 285 amino acids. The transcript is spliced from 15 exons.